GACGUCUUCAAUUCAAAUUUGAUCGUUGAAAAAAGCUGUUAACAUGACUGAUGCGGGUGAAAUGAACAUUAAAAGUUAUGUAACUGCUUCUGCAAAAUUAUUUAGAGAAGCUGUUCUCCCAACUGUAUCAAGUGCCUCUGUAACUUCUGUUUCUUUAAAUAAAGGAAAAAAAAAGUACCUUAUUGAGACUUCUUGGACUCAGAAAUGUUUUGAUAGAAAUAGAUCGGCUUCAUUUUCAUUUUUUUAUUCAUUUUCAGACGUUAAUGGAAUCUAUAAGCUUAAGAAAUCCUGUAGUUUUCCGAUUAGACGUGAAAGCGUUUUGUUAGAAAAAAUUUCUUUUUCUCUUAAUUUGAAAGCUCUAAUAAUAAAAGAAACUAACUCUGUCACUAAAAAAGAUGAAUUUAUACUAGAAAUUUGGAGCAACAAAUCUGUGAAUCUAAUAAAAUCAAUAAAUCUUAGUGCUUGUGAAAAACAUGGAAAUGUACUUUCAGACUCUGUAUUUAGCUCACUUGAUUGGUCACCUGAUGAAGAUAAGAUUGUUUAUUUAGCAGAAAGAAAAAAGCCAAAGUGUACCACUAAUAUGUUUGAAACAUGCUCUAUUACUAAAGAAGAAGAUAGUGAUAAAUCUAUUUGCAACAAAUUUAAUUAUGAAGAAUCCUGGGGUGAACAAAUGACAGAAGUUAUACAUCCAGUAAUUUGUGUUGCUGAUUUAUUAGAAGGAACUAUUAACAUUGUUUCCAAUAUUCCUGAUAACAUAUCACCUUCUCAACCACAGUGGGGACCUGGAGGUACCAUUAUAUUUGAGGCAAUUAUAAAUUAUCCCUUUCGACUGGGAAUUAUUUAUUGCAGUAAUCGAGCUAGUUAUCUAUGUAGUGUCAAAUAUAAAUGCAACGAAGAGCCUGUUUUUAUUACAAAACCAUCAUCAUAUGAAAGCAAUUACUGUCCACGUGUGAGUCCUUGUCAAACAAAGCUCAUAUAUAUUCACCGAAAUUUAUCUGGUAAAGGAGAUCCGCAUCAAGGUGUUGAAAAAUUAAAAGUUUAUUUUUUUAAUUCGCAAAUCAGCUCUGAAAUAGAAACAGAGUUUCCACUGUAUGUUUAUAGUUUACCAAAAAAUUGUUGGCUUAAUUCUUACAGUGUUAUAAUACCAAAUUUGGAACAAGCUGAAAGUAAAGCUAUUUUGAUCAAUACAGAGACUAGAAAAAUUAUUAAAAAAGUGAAUUGCAGUACAAUUUUAGAUGUGCAGCAAGACAUAGCUAUACUUUCACACAUGACGUUAGAUUCAACAGAAGCUAAUAUAUCAGUGAUUUAUAACAGUGAACACAUUGAAACAUGUCAAUCUACAGUAAAUUUGAAAAAUCAAAAUUUUAAAGCUGAAUCAUUUAUCACAGGUGGUUUAGUAUCGUGGUCACUGUCUUUGAAAGAAAACACUUUACCUAAACCAUUAAUUGUUUGGCCACAUGGAGGUCCUCACUCUGUAAUUUGUAACAAUUACAACCACUAUGCUCAAGUAUUUUGUCAACUAGGAUAUAUUGUUUUGCUUGUAAAUUACAGCGGUUCCACAAGUUUCAGUGAAAAAUCUUUGAUGUCACUUCCAGGCAACAUUGGAUCUCAAGAUAUUUAUGAUGUUCACAACAUUGCUUUAAAUUUUAUAUCAGCGAAUCAAAGUAUAGUCGAUAAAGAAAAUGUAUAUGUUUUUGGGGGAUCUCAUGGUGGUUUUAUUGGCGCUCACCUUAUUGCUCAAUAUCCUGAUUUUUAUUGCGCAGCUGCUUUAAGGAAUCCAGUCAUAGAAAUAGCCUCCAUGUCUGUAACAUCAGACAUUCCAGAUUGGACAUAUGCUGUUUCUGGACUUAGUUAUAAUUUUUCUAAUGUUCCAAACCCUGAGGUGUAUAAAGUAAUGCUGGAAAAAUCUCCUGUAAUUCUUGCAGAUAAAAUUAAAGCACCUGUGUUGUUGUGUGUUGGUUCAAAAGAUGCUAGAGUGCCUCCAACUCAGAGUAUACACUUUUUUAAACUGUUAAAGUCACUUAACAAGGAUGUUAAAAUGCUGAUGUACCCUGAUGAUUGUCAUCCUUUGUCAAACAUUGAAACAGAAGGUGAUGUUUUUCUUAAUGUAUCCUUGUGGUUUUAUCAGCAUAAAAGAAAAAUCAGAUUGUAAAUUUUAUAGUUUAGUUUUGUCUUUGGCAACCAACAUAUCCUUUUUUACAAUAAUAAUUACAGAUUUAAAGCAGAAGCGCCAAAUCAACUGCAUGUACCAAAAUCGGGGGGGGGGGUUCCUUUUUAACAUGUUAUGUUUUCAUUAUUUGGAAUAUUUGGAAUACUUGAGACCAUUUGUUAUAUAGUUUUUAUAUUUACAAAAAACUUUUUUGGUAUUUUAUUGUUUAAGUUUGCUAUAUAUGAAUUGUGUUUUAUUUUAUUAUUUUAAAUUAUUAGUUCUACUUUAUGUAAUUAUUUGUUAUUAAUUAUUGUUAAUUAUUUAUUGUUAUAUCUAGGAAAUUAAAUGUCAAUAUACACUUGUUGUAGCUAGGAAAUUUAAUGUCAAUAUACACUUGGGCAACUA
Messenger RNA from Hydra vulgaris (swiftwater hydra), 2554 nucleotides. RefSeq names its product acylamino-acid-releasing enzyme. Gene Ontology annotation, biological process: proteolysis. Gene Ontology annotation, molecular function: serine-type endopeptidase activity. The record is from RefSeq and is a predicted model, not a curated record. Lineage: Eukaryota; Metazoa; Cnidaria; Hydrozoa; Anthoathecata; Hydridae.